UGCUUCUGGUGAAUUCUUUCAGACUUGUGAGCACAAAAAUUGACCAACACGCAUAUACAUAACAGAUAUACAUAAAUUAUUCACACAGACACACUCACUACAAAAGCACACAGACACACUCACUGGACACACUUCCCAUCACAUAGUUCCUGCUAAGAUGCCGCGUGCCAAGGGCCACAGGCGGGCACUAGCCGCCAGGACGAAGUUGGCAGAGCGGCAGUCAUCGCCCCCCAUGCCUCCUGUGCCCGAGUUCGUCGCUCGGCGCGGCACUGGGUUCCGCCACCGCGUGCGGAGGUGGCCGACUUCGGACCUGACUGGCCGUCAGGUGAAGUUUGUCCCUCCAGCUUUCGCCCCGGAGAAGAAGACUGUCUUCGUCAUCGGCGACUCCCACCUGAGGGGCCUGGUGGAUGGGGACGUCGCCUUACCCAAGGUACCUCUCUCUUUUUCUUUUCUGUCUGUUCCAGGUGGAGGUGCAGCUGACUUGAGGAAAGAGGUGGGGCGCCUGGAGUUCCCGUGGACCCCGGAUGUCGUCUGCGUGCUGGCCCCGAGCAACGACCUGGACCGUGGCGAUGCGGCGGUGGAGUUCGGCGCGCUCCUGACCAGCGUCCGCAGCCGCUGGCCCAAGGUGUUUGUUCUGGACUUCCCCCCGCGUCUGAACAAACCCGUGGGCCUGCAGGAUCUGCUGCGUCAGGAGCACCACCGCGUCGCAGCACGCAUGGGUCUCCCAUUCGUGGCUGUGACCAGCAGCUUCCUGCUGGAUCGGUUGGAGCUGUGGUGUUAUGACGGCGUGCACCUCAGCGACACAGGUGGCUCGCCCAUCCUGGUGAAGCUGUUGUGCGACGCUGCGCUCACCCUCUUCACACCCGAUCCCCCUGCACCUCCUUCCCCUGGUCUGAAGGACUGCCUGGAUCCCCGGACGUGGCCCAGGGUUGGACAGGAGGGAGAGAUGGCCUGCAUCACUGCAUCUGCUGUUCUUUGGAGGAAGAUGGCAGAGCGGCAGUCAUGGACCCCCAUGCCUCCUGUCCCCGAGUUGGUCGCUAGUGGCUCGCCCAUCCUGGUGGAGCCUGCGCCUCCUUCCCCUUGGUGGACGCCGCCACCUGCCCUGGUGACUGGGCCAGAACCCCUGCCCCGUCGGCGCCCAGAUCCCCGGAGGUGGACCACGGUUGGACGGGAGGGAAAGGCUGGAACACAGCCGGUGCUACAGUCCCUUCCCAUCCCGUCCAACCCUGUGUGGUUCAGCAGUCCUAUGUUGGAUGCCAUGGAGGAGUUCGCUCCUUCCUCUGACUCCAACUGCACUGCUAUCCCACCACCUGGCCAGGCUUCUCCUGGGAGGUGUCGUCGGAGACCUGUGGCUGUCAGGCGCACCGGACGGAGGGAGUUCGCUCCUUCCUCCGACUGCACUGCUGUCCCACCACCUGGCCAGGCUUCUCCUGAUAUGCGUCGUCGGAGACCUGUGGCCGUCAGGCGCGCCGGACGGAGGGAGCAGGUUGGUGUCACCGUUUCUCCCUUACAUUUUCAGGUGCCUGCGGUCUGUGGGGAGCCAACGGUCAUCAGGGAGGAGCCUGCUGUCCAGGAGGAAUCCCAGGUGCCGCUGCAGGUCUCCACAGAUAAGGUUGCUUCUUUUCCUUUACCUAGUGAUAGUGGUACUGUUAGUGUUGCUGAACCUCAGUCCGUCUGUGGUCGUGUGGCAAUGGUCGCGAGGGAUUGUCGGGGAAUUAGGUUAACUAAGGUUGUGCGCGGAUCUUUUCACCAGGGGGAUAGCAGGUUUAGUUACGGAGGGAUGCAGUGCAUGGCCAUUGCUGCAAGUAGUAUAGCUAAGCAUGUGGUGAAAAGCGUGUUUUCGUGGGAGACACAGGAGCUUGAUCGCAUUCUGUAUUCCGGCGAUGAAUUAUACAGUAGUUUGCGCAACCUGGGUAUUUUUAGCCAUCCGUCGCAUUUUUUGUCCGUGCCGGAUCUACCUAGUAAUGUAGUUAUUGACGAGCAGUUGUUUAGUUUUCUUUUUUGUCAACACCCAGCAUCUGGUGCUGUGGGUGUUGAGCAGGAAAACGGUCCCUUUGUGACUCUGCGUAAUGGAUUAGAGGGAAUUUUCAGGCAGUACAGCAUGUGUCUGCUGACACUGGUAACGUCUACAUCUGCCAUCAUCUGUGAGAAUGGACAGUUCGCUGUGGUCGACAGUCACUCACGUAGUAGCUGUGGCCUGGUAGAUCACAACGGUACCAGUGCAAUACUGCACUUCUCCUGUUUAGAUGACCUGCAUCACUACAUCUGUUGUUUGGCUGACGCUCUCAGUCCAGGGCCGCAGCCUUUUGAGCUGUGUGGCGUUAGGGUUAGUGUAGGUGCAAGUCCAGCGUUGUCUGGAGCUUCUGUAGAGAGUUGCAUCUUUGAGAUGAACACUGCUGCAGCACCUGAGCUUAGUGACAUCAAAGAUGUUUGUGCCACCACCUCCUUGUUUGAGAGUGAUGCAGGUCCAGCUGUGAGCCACGCACAAUCCGGUGUUUCUGUGGAGAGUGGCUUCAUAGAGAUGAGCACUGCUUCGGCACCAGGAUUUAGUGACCUUGCAAAAAAUUCUGCAGUGAGCCAUGCACAAUCCGGUGUUUCUGUGGAGAGUGGCUUCAUAGAGAUGAGCACUGCUUCGGCACCAGGAUUUAGUGACCUUGCAAACAAUUCUGCAGCCCCAUCUGUGUGUCAGAGUGGGGCUGGUGUUGAAGCGAGCCCAGCACUGUCUGGCGCUUCUGUUCUCACUUUUUUAAGUGAAGUUAGCAGUGGCUCAACAGCAGAAUUUGUUGCCAAUGAUGGCAAAAAGCGUAAGAUUUUUUCCCGUGAACGCAUGUCUAAACAAUCAAAGUGUUUUGAUAGCGUUUUAGUCAACUCUGAUGUAGUGUUUAUCACUGCAUCAGAGAUUGGGAAAUUGUUUUUCCGUCCCCUCGGUGAUGACGUUUGUAGGGCUUUGUGUAGUCAAUUAAAAGUUGAUUUUAUGAAAGUCGGUGGUCUGGUGCAUAGAGAGGUGGGCUACUUGGGUGUUCCUUGCCUUAGUGAGAAAAUAGUUCCGGAUGGGAACUGCUUUUUCAGAGCUGUCUCUCAGGCUGUCAGUGGUUCACAGAAGAACCAUCGUAAGAUUAGACUGGCUGCCUGUAGAGAGCUAGAAAAGAAUGAGGCUAGGUAUCGGGGUCUUUUGAGGAGCGAGAUGUCUCUUUUAGAGUACAUCAAGCAGUCCAGGAUGAAGUGUGUCAAGACUUGGGCCACAGAGGUUGAAAUCCAGGCCACUGCAGAUUAUUUAGGCAUUGACAUUUUUACAUUUCAUGAUGGUCGUUGGCUAAAGUAUCGUUGCAGCAGUAAGUGUUUGUCUGCGGACUGCAUUUACUUGGAGAAUGUCGGGGGCCAGCAUUUUGAGUACGUUGUUUGUGUUUUAAAGCCUGGACUGCAAAGUUGUCAUGGUUAUUGUAAAUUAGGCUGGGAUAUCGGCUGUAGCACUAGGUCUUCAGUGAAAGAUGGACUGGGGCAGGCAGUAGAUGGGAUAACUUCUCUAGAUUCAGGUAAAGAUUUUAUAGAGGUUGUCGAGGGCAGUACAAUGAGUAGGGAUUCUAGUGCGACAAAGUAUUUAAAGCGCAAGAAAAGACUGCAGGAUACAUUUAAUGUUAGCCGUCGAGAGAGACGUGCCCUGCUUUAUAGGAAAAUGUAUAGUGAGGACUUAAACUUCAGGGAGAGCUAUACAUCACGAAGUGUUGAGAAAUACAGAUCUAGCUUUGAGCACAGGUACAGCGCUAAAGCACGCAGUGUACGGAAAUAUAGUUUGAAUUUAGAACACAAGUACAGCGUUAAAGCACGCAGUCUAGGCAAGUACAGGGAGAAUUUAGAACACAGACACAGGGUUAAGGCACAUAGUGUCGGGAAAUAUAAAGAAAAUUUACCACACAAAUAUAGGGUUAAGGCACGCAGUGUUGGUAAAUAUAAAGAAAAUUUAGAACAUAAAGAUAGGAUUAAAGCACGCAGUGUUGGUAAAUAUAAAGAAAAUUUAGAACAUAAAGAUAGGAUUAAAGCACGCAGUGUUGGUAAAUAUAAAGACAAUUUAGAACAUAAAGAUAGGAUUAAAGCACGCAGUGUUGGUAAAUAUAAAGACAAUUUAGAACAUAAAGAUAGGAUUAAAGCACGCAGUGUUGGUAAAUAUAAAGACAAUUUAGAACAUAAAGAUAGGAUUAAAGCACGCAGUGUUGGUAAAUAUAAAGACAAUUUAGAACAUAAAGAUAGGAUUAAAGCACGCAGUGUUGGUAAAUAUAAAGACAAUUUAGAACACAAAGAUAGGAUUAAAGCACGCAGUGUUGGUAAAUAUAAAGAAAAUUUAGAACAUAGAGACGCGGUUAAACUAGCCAGCAAAAGGCAGUAUAGUGUUAGUUUAAAACAUAGGCAGCAAGUAAUAGCUAGUGUACAGCUGAGUCGGAAGCAGAGGCUGGAGAGGUCUGUAGAUUUUGGUUUUGUCAUGGAUAGUUUUUUGGAUAAGGUUAGACACGGACCGGAUUUCGUGUGUAGUGUUUGUCAUAGGCUGCAGUUUAAAUAUCAGGUGCUGCGCUGUGAGAGGGAAGUAUAUGCAGCACGUUUAGCAACGGCAGGCAUUGCAAAUAAUUGCAUUAGUGAGCAUUAUCUGCAUAGUUGUGAUGCUAAGUGUGUUGAGCCCUGUCCCAUUGUUGAGUCCAGAGGUCAGUUGUGGAUUUGUUUUACUUGUCAUAGUAAGAUCAGUAAAGGUCAAUUCCCAGCUGAAUGUUGGAACAAUAACUUAGCUGUACACCCCAUUCCUCCAGAACUGGGAUGUCUGAAUAGCUUAGAGCAGCACCUGAUAGCUUUACGCAUCCCUUUUAUGAAGGCGUUGGCGUUGCCUAAGGGUGGUCAGAAUGGUGUACACGGGCCAGUUACUUGUGUUCCGGCCAACAUUGUACAAACCACAAAUGUGUUGCCGCGGUCCAGUACGGAGGGGUCUCUGCUUCAAGUUAAGUUAAAACGGAAAUUAACCUACAAAGGACACUACGAGUAUCAAUUUGUUGACUCGUGGCGUGUCAGGCGUGCUAUAGAGUACUUAAAGAGAACAAAUGUCUUGUAUAAAGACAUUGAGUUCAACGAGGAAUGGUUAAAUGAUUUUUGUAGGGAGGAAGAGGUUGUUGUAGAGCCUGGUCAGGGUAAGCAGGUUGUUGUCGACACACAGUCCAGUGAGGAUGAGGCUGUAGAGCAGGAAAUUGGGGCAGAAGAGGAAUCCGAAGACAUAGCACAAGAUGAAAUGUUACAUGACAGACAACAGCACUGCAUGUUUCAGGACACUUGUCUUAUGCCUGUUGAUAUCGGUCAGGAAGCAUUAGAUCAGUAUUUUGCGGAUGUUGUAUGUCUGGCCCCCGCGGAAGGUAAUAGUCCGGUUAGAAUGCUUUCUGACAAAUUAAAUGAGGCGAAAUGUUUCCCUGUGCUGUUUCCGACGAGCACAAAUACAUUCCACACCCGCCGCACGCAUCGCUUAACAUUGUCGCGCUACUUUAAUAAUCGGGUAAUGCACGCCGACGGCCGUUUUGCGCGCAAUGUGGAAUACAUAUUCUUUAGCCAGUAUAUGUCCGAAUUAGACCAAGUGAUAAGUAGUAUUUCGGUCGCCAUGCGUAAAGGUAAGGGGGGUCAGCAUUCUCAGCGGAUUUCCCCGGGCAUGCUCAAAGACGACGAGUCUCUGAAGCGCUUGCUACAGUUCGAUGACGGUUUUCGUUUCCUUCGGCCCAUUCGCGGGACGCCAGCUUUUUGGUCUUCCGUUCAGAAAGACCUUUUGGCUUGUGUCCGCCAAUUGGGGAUUCCUACAUGGUUCUGCUCUUUUUCUUCUGCUGAUUUGCGCUGGCAAAAUCUCCUUGCCAGCAUCCUGAGACAGGAAGGCAGACAGCAGACAGUAGAACAGUUAGAGUGGGCCGAUAGGUGCGAGCUGUUGCGUCGCAACCCGGUCACAGCCGCGAGGAUGUUUGACUACAGGUGGCACUGUUUUUUGAAGGAAGUACUCAUGUCCCCGUCUCAACCAGUUGGCAAGAUUGUAGAUUUCUUUUAUCGCAUUGAGUUCCAGCAGCGUGGGUCCCCCCAUGUUCAUGCGCUGUUUUGGAUUGAGGGAGCUCCCCAAAUUUAUAAAAACACAGAUGUAGAAGUUGCAGAGUUUGUUGAUAAAUAUGUGACAUGUGAGCUACCCUCUGGCGAUGACACACUAUUGGAAGUUGUGUCAUCGGUUCAAACGCAUUCAAAACGGCAUUCAAAGUCAUGUCGUAAAAAUAAAACGGUAUGUCGUUUCAAUUUUCCAAAACCCAUCUCUGCACGCACGUUCAUCUGCAAAAUCAAAGAAUGUGUUUGUCCUAAAAAGGGAACGGGGACAGAGGGUGAUCGCACUUCAGAAAACAGGCCAAAGUGCACCUGUUUUGACGAUGAGGGAAGGAAGAUGCCAAAGGAGGUUGCGAAGAUGUUUAUGGAGAGAGUAAAGAAUGCCAUGGGGAGGGAGGAGCCUUUUGGUAGUGUAGAAGAGUUGUUUGCCAGUGUGGGCAUCAACCAGGAAGUCUUUGAGCUCGCUUAUAGGCGGCUGGAGACUAAGAAUAAGGUGGUGUAUAGGCGAGGGGUAAACGACACCUGGGUUAACCAGUAUAAUAGGAAUCUAUUGAAGUGUUGGAACGCUAACAUGGACAUUAGCUUUGUCACUGACGCCUACGCAGUCAUCAUAUACAUCAUAAAGUACAUCACAAAAUCUGAGACCGAAAUGGGUCUGUUAUUGAGCAAUGCCCUUAAGGAAGCAAAUAAACUAGGAAAUCUCUCUGCUAAAGACGCUCUAAAGAAACUGGGCAGUGUAUAUUUACACAACAGAGAUGUCUGCGCUCAGGAGGCAGUGUAUAGGCUAAUGAGCAUGCAUUUGAAAGAAUGUUCCAGGAAGGUCGUGUUUAUUCCAACAGGGAAUAACAUUGUGCGGAUGAGUUUACCCCUCAGUGUGUUGUUGCAAAGGGCUUCCUCAGAGGGCCUUAGGUCCGAAAACAUGUGGAUGACAAGCAUUGUCGAGAGGUAUAAGAACAGGCCCGAUAGUGUCGUGUUUGAGGAUAUGUGCAUAGCCACGUUUUGUUCGGAGUAUCGUAUUCUCAGCCAGAAUGAAAACUCGGACAAUAAAAUCGAACUUCAAGGGGGUUUAGGGUUCGUCUUGCGCAGAACACGAACGCAGUUUGCCGUCGUUCGCUACAUGCGGUUCAAAUUGGAGAAACAGGAGGAAGCCCACUUUCAGAGUUUGCUGCAGUUGUUCCUUCCUUAUAGAACUGAUUUAGAGCUCAAGCCGGAAGGCUUUGAGUUCUACAAACAGUUCCACGAGGAAGGUAAUGUGACGUUGGCUGGCGGGACCGAGCGGCCAGUGCGAGACGUCGUCGAUGAAAACAGGGCAAAGUUUGAAGUGGACUGUCCUCGAUUAGAGCGUGCGCAGGAGAUUGCGGACAUGUUGGGCGGUGUCGACGAGGAUGCGUGGGGGGACCUUUGUCCUGAACAGCAAGUCGAACACAUGGAAUGUUUAGAGGAGAGGCGGCUGCAGCAGCAGGGGGAAAUUGGGGACGAGCAGCUAGUUGAAUUGGAGGAAAAUGUCCCCGAUUUGUUUGUUGGUGGUAAACAAGUAGCUACAAUCGAGAGAAACACCAACAUUUUGCCUAGAAGGGAGGGUUUAGCUCUGGUCCAUUCUCUCAAUGAGACGCAGAGGAGCAUUUUUGAUAGGAUUAGGAAAUGGUGCCUAGAAAAGGUGAUGGGAAAAACCCCAGAACCUUUCCAUGUGUUCGUAACUGGUGGGGCAGGUACUGGAAAAAGCCAUUUGAUUAGAGCUAUCCAGUACGAGGCAGGGAGACUAUUGUCGCGUCUGUACCAACCGGAUGAAACCUGCGUACUCUUAACUGCUCCCACAGGCAUCGCUGCAUACAGUUUACAUGCAGCCACAAUUCACCACACCUUUAGUAUUGGCAUGCAGGUUAGUUUACCGUAUAUCCCUCUGGGUGAAGAUAAGAUAAACUCCUUGAGGGCUCAAUUUGGUCACCUACAAAUUCUAAUCAUUGACGAAAUCAGUAUGGUAGAUCAUCAUCUUUUAGCUUAUGUGCAUGGCCGGUUAAGGCAAAUUAAACAGACGGGGGACUUUUCUCCAUUUGGCAACGUUAGUGUUGUAGCUGUUGGUGACUUUUAUCAGUUGCCGCCCGUUAAAGGGAGGCCGCUGUACACCUGUCAGGUGGGUGUGGACCUCUGGUGUCAUUUUACAAAGGUAGAACUAAAAACAGUUGUGAGGCAAAAAGAUAGUGUCUUUUCUGAGCUGCUAAAUAGACUUAGAGUUCGGUCAAAGGAAACCCCCUUAUCGCAAAGCGACGUCGAUAUCCUCAAGUCUCGGGAGACGGGGGAACAGAGCGCUGCUUUGCAUAUUUAUCCCACGAAUAUGCAAGCCAGCGAGCAUAAUCUGAAGCGGUUGUUCGCAACCUGUCCAGAUUAUGUUACGAUUGAGGCCCAAGAUUUUAUUAACAGCAGGAAGACGGGUGAAUUAGAGCGCGUGGUCGGGCAUCACGGUAAAACGUCGUACACGUGUUUGGCCAAGAGUUUGUGUUUGGCUCCGGAAGCACGUGUCAUGCUUUGUAAAAAUGUUGCUGUGGCAGACGGUCUGGUCAAUGGCGCAUGUGGAACGGUGACUUAUAUUCAAUUUGGAGCAGAUGAAGACUUCCCCCUCGUAGUCUAUGUCAAAUUUGAUGAUCCUAAGAUAGGCUCACAAAGGAGAAAGGAACGUUCCCAUGCUGCUGUAGAAUGCCCGCAUUCUACUGCCAUUGACCCCGUGGAGGAUUCGGCGACAAAACGUGGCGGUUUGCGUCGUCAGUUUCCUCUUAAACUCGCGUGGGCCUGCACUGUUCACAAAGUGCAAGGUCUAACUGUCGACGAGGCUGUCGUGUGUUUACACAAGAUUUUUGCAGCUGGGCAGGCGUAUGUCGCCCUCAGUCGUGUUAGGGAUAUAUCCGGCCUUGUGAUUACAGAUUUUGAGGAAAAGGCCAUUUACUGCAAGCACACCGUCAAGGGGGCAUUGGAUAGCAUGCCCCCAUUCCUAAUUGAACAGCCACAGCCUUCAUUAGAAACUCCCAGUUUCUCUGUGUAUUUGCUUAACGUCCAAAAUUUACGUUGCCACGUCGCUCACUUGGUGUCUUGUACGCAGCAUUUACAGCCUACCUGUAUUGCUGUCACAGAGACGUGGCUCAGUGCACAAUCCUCAACAGACUGUGUCCAAAUAGAGGGAUACACUUUCCACAGUCGUCCUCGAGCCUUGUGUUACAGCAGCAAUGAUGUCAAAUUAUCUGAGAUUAGAGAUCUCGAACAUGGCGGAGUGGGAUUAUAUGUUGUAGAUAAUUCGGACUGUGAGAUUCUGCAGGUGCCCGAUUUAAAUCUGGAGUGCUUGGUGUGCCUGUUUACCAAAGAGAACCUUUUGAUGGCAGUAAUUUAUCGUCCGCCACGUUAUCCAAUUUCACUUUUUAAAUCCAAUCUGGUUAAGUUACUUGAUUGUGUAAAUCCCAUCAGUAACACAAUUGCUAUAAUGGGCGAUUUUAAUGAAGACCUCCUCAAACAUUCAUCAAUUUCUAAAUUAAUGGGCCAAAAUGGAUUUUGCCAGCAUGUAACACAAGAGACUACAGAGAGUGGGACAUUAAUUGACCAUGUUUAUGUCAAAACAACACAGUAUGCUGUGGAUUGUGCAGUGGUGUCCACUUAUUUCAGUGACCACGAAGCCAUCCUGUGUGGUUUUCGUGGUCAAGAUGAAGGUGAUACGUUUGAUUUGGAUGUGUUGUUUGCAGAUAGUUUUGCUGACGAAUAGGGUCCCUAAACAUCAUCACAACCGUCAACCCCCAAAAUGGAUUAACUUGCUGGAAUACAAAAGACCAUAUAACAUGCAUGUGAAAAAGUGCAAUAUAUUUAUCUGUACAGUACCGUAAUCUAUUUAUUUAUUAUACAUAUAUUUAUAUAUUUUUAUAUAUUUAUUUAUUUAUACAUGCACCUUAUUGCAUUUUUAUCCUGCACUGACAGGGAAAACUUCUAGUUUGUAGAUGAUAAUGUAUUACUAGAUUUGAUGUAGAAAUGUUUUAGUUCGGUGUUAGUAUAUCUUGUUGUCAUGUCUUGUGAGCAUGUUUUCUUUAGUUAUGUUGUGUUUCUUUAAAACGCCACUGGUUCCUGUUUUUUCACCCUCUUGUUUUGUUUCCCUGUCAACUCAUUAGUUGCACCUGUUUCACGUUUUGGACUCAAGCACCUGUCUCCAUGUCAUUAUUUACGCCUGGUUUUUCUGUUGGUCCUUCUGGUGUCGUCGUUGAUUUUUUUCAUGCUGUUUCAUGCAAUAACUCUGCUCUUCUCAUGCUGCAUGUCUUUUGUUGAUUCAUAGCCACAGUUAGCGACUUUUGUUUCAUGUCUAUAGUUGAGGCUAUGUGUUACUUUUUUUGUCUCCGCCUUGUGCGCGCCUUUUCUUUGCACCCUUACCUUCACGCCACGUACCGUCACUUCACUUUGCAUGCCGGAAUAACAUACCUCAACCCCAGUCCUCGCUAUGUCCCUGGUUUUUCUGUUGGUCCUUAUGGUGUCGUCGAAUUUUUUCCUGCUCUGUUCAUGCUGUUCCAUGCAAUACGUCUGCUCUUCUCAUGCUGCAUGCCUUACCAAGUAAGUUUUUUUUUUUUUUUCAUAGCCACAGUUAGCGAGUUUUGUUUCAUGUCUAUAGUUGAGGCUAAGUGUUAGGUUUUUUUUUACCUUGCCUUGUGCGCACCUUUUCUUUGCACCCUUACCUUCACGCCACGUCCCGUCACCUUCCUUUGCAUGCUGGAAUAACAUACCUCAACCCCAGUCUUUGCUAUGUCCCUGGUUUUUCUCUUGGUCCUUAUGGUGUCGUCGCUUUUUUCCUGCUCUGUUCUUGCUGGGUUUGCAUGCCGCUUUGCAUGGCUUUGCAUGCCUGGGGGACAAUGGAUCAGCGUUCACGUCGCGUCCCCUGUCAGUACCCACGUUCACCGGGGGAAACCAAUGAUCCUACCUGUACAUGUUUAUAUUCUCUCAGGGACUGUUGUUUGCUUGUCUUGUUUGU
Molecule: messenger RNA, 11083 nt
Organism: Nerophis lumbriciformis (worm pipefish)
Lineage: Eukaryota; Metazoa; Chordata; Actinopteri; Syngnathiformes; Syngnathidae
Source: RefSeq, a predicted model, not a curated record